ACACGCUUAUCUGCGGCUUAACGAUGGGAACUAAUGGCAAUGGCCGCCGCGGAGGGGCAAAACUGACCGAUGUUCGUCGCCCUAUGGAAGAAGGGGAUUGCAUUAACGAUAUGGAGAGUCCUGAACUGGACUUCGUUUACGAUGAUUGCGAUACUCAGAUUAACGAGAUUGCAGAAUUGUACAGCUACACAGAACAUCCAGAAUUUCAAUUGAACGUGAAGGCAUUCGAAGAAAUUAUGGAAGAGUUUAGUUACCCUCCAAGUUGGCAAAGAUUGAGUAAUACACAACAAAGAACAGUGAUUAUGAAAUUAUUGGAACAUUUAGACGUGGCUGUAAGUGAGAUCCGAAUGCGUGCAACGCGAUGUAUACUAUACUUGGCUCAGGGAUGCUGGGCAGAAAUACAGUCAGAUACGGAACAGGCGCACUGGGCGCGCAUCAAUGUUAUGACUCUUUACGACAUGGGAACAUUUUCAGCGUUUGUUGAAUUAUUAAACCUCGAAAUUGUAAGAAGCAACAAUGCAAUAGCUUCUAGAAAACUUGCAGAGUCCCUUGCAGACUCUACCAAUCUCAGGGUAAUUUUGUCUGUCCUUUAUUUGAUCACUGAAUACAUGAGAACUGAAAAAGAUAAUCCUGACUCAGAAUAUGAACAUUUAGUCAAAAAUUUUAAGGAAGAGCUUGGAACACCAUUUGGUGAAGAGUUAUUACCUGUGAAACUACUUAGUAUGGUAACACAUCUCUGUGCAGGUACUACUCCACAUUUCCCAAUGAAAAAAGUAUUGCUUCUACUGUGGAAGAUUUUGUUGGUUUAUUUGGGAGGCUCUAAAGAAUUGAAAGAAAAGAAAGCAAAGCUUAGAGAGAAGUAUGGUUUGCCACCACUGUCUGAAGAUACAAUUGAGAUUAUAAAGGGCAUGAGAGCUAGCUCUCCUCCACCCAGUGCUGCUGACAUGUUAGAAAAUCAAAAUCCAGGAAAAAGAAAGAUUAUAAUGAAUGACAAUGAAAGGCAACUUCGAAGACAGACAUUCAUGAAGCAACCAUCUCUUGAUGAAUCUGAUGAGCAAAUAUUUGUUGAUAAAGAAGAAACAGGCAAUGGUUCUGAAGACUAUUCUAUGGAGUUUCAAUCUAUGCCAAGUGAAAACUCACAAAAUGCAAAUAGCAACCAAAACUGCCAAUAUUAUAUGUAUUUUAAACAAUUUGAGAGCCCACCCCCACCUCCUCCAUUGCCAAGAAGCUUGCCAUGGCAGUCCAAAGUGCGCCAGAAAGAUAUUGACAUGUUCUUAGAUAAUGUAAGAAUAAAAUUUGUUGGCUAUUCGCUUCCAGGAGAUAGAUCCACCAUUGCUGGUCUUCCACAGCCAAUUCAUGAAGGCAUUGAAAUCUUAAAAAAGCACAUGUACACUAGUCUGUCUGAGUUACAAGCAGAAAGAGAAAUAGAAAUAGCCCGCAGUCCUCUUACAAAAGGUGAACAAGAGGUUGAAGAAACAGAGGUUGAAAUUCUUUACAAAGCCAUGCUACCUAAUCUACCUCAGUAUAUGAUUGCUCUGUUGAAAAUACUCCUAGCUGCUGCACCUACCUCUACUGCUAAGACGUACUCUAUCAACAUUAUGGCAGAUUUAUUACCUGAAGAAAUGCCCAUGACAGUAUUACAGUCACUGAAAUUGGGUUUAGAUGUGAACAGACACAAAGAAAUAAUUGUAAAAGCUGUAACAGCUAUUCUGCUACUUCUUUUGAAGCAUUUUAAACUAAAUCAUGUUUAUCAGUUUGAAUUUAUGUCCCAACAUCUUGUUUAUGCAAAUUGCAUGCCUCUAGUACUGAAAUUUUUUAAUCAGAACAUCCUCUCAUAUGUUGGUGCCAGAAGCACAAUACCAAUAUUUGAUUUUCCUGCAUGUGUAAUUGGGGAACAACCUGAGCUUACCAAGGAAUGCUUGGAUAUAGGAGACUCAGUAGUUCCAUACUCAUGGAGGAAUGUAUUUUCCUGCAUAAAUUUAUUGAGAAUUUUGAAUAAAUUGACAAAGUGGAAAAAUGCAAGAAUAAUGAUGCUAGUCGUCUUUAAAAGCGCGCCAAUAUUGAAACGGACGCUAAAAGUGCGACAUGCACUUAUGCAAUUUUAUGUGCUCAAGUUGCUGAAAAUGCAGACCAAGUAUUUAGGUCGUCAGUGGAGAAAGACCAACAUGAAGACUAUAAGCGCCAUCUAUUCCAAGGUUAGACACAGGUUGAAUGAUGACUGGGCAUUUGGUAAUGAUGUAGAUGCAAGACCCUGGGACUUCCAAGAUGAGGAGUGUGCCCUAAGAGUGAGUGUUGAUCUAUUCAACCACAGGCGAUAUGGUACGGGAGGGGAACAAGAUAAUGAUCUGACACCUUUAGAAACUGAUAUAAAUUGUAUAUUGGAAACCAAUGUGGAGCUUGAUGAGGAAUUCAAAGAGAAUUAUGAGACAUGGCUUGAACAGGAAGUAUACAAUAACGAAAUCAACUGGGAUGUACUGUUAAAUGUAUGAACUGAUGUAAUGUUUGUACAUUUUACAAAACUAGAUUUUGCAGAGGUUAACAAGUUACAAUUCUGUAAAAAAUUGUUUUUUUUAUAAUAUAAUGUCAGUUUAGCUAUUUAUUUGUUUAUGCAUUAAAACUUUGAUUAACUCUGUUUUAUGAAUGACAACUUUAAGAUUUAUGUUCACAGAAAACAUUUAGGAUAUAUAGAUGCAAUGUGGAUUGAGGU
Molecule: messenger RNA, 2707 nt
Organism: Hyposmocoma kahamanoa
Lineage: Eukaryota; Metazoa; Arthropoda; Insecta; Lepidoptera; Cosmopterigidae
Gene: Strip
Product: striatin-interacting protein 1
Exons: 1
Coding region: 24-2489 (821 amino acids)
Biological process (GO): cytoskeleton organization
Cellular component (GO): cytosol
Source: RefSeq, a predicted model, not a curated record